Molecule: messenger RNA, 3170 nt
Organism: Arachis ipaensis
Lineage: Eukaryota; Viridiplantae; Streptophyta; Magnoliopsida; Fabales; Fabaceae
Product: subtilisin-like protease SBT4.15
Biological process (GO): proteolysis
Molecular function (GO): serine-type endopeptidase activity
Source: RefSeq, a predicted model, not a curated record
UUUGGGUCUGCCGUGGGGAGGAGCAGCGCUGACGUUGCCGGAAAUCAGCUGCUGGAACCUCUGCUAGCUUGCCCUGUGCUGCUGCUUUGUCACCGGAGCUACCGUUGCUCCAUCCUUUGAAUUCCUUGUAGUACAAGUUGCGGUUGUUGCUGCGAAGGUGGAAUGGAGUUAUGGUUGCGGCCGCCGCUAUUGUGGGCCAGGAGAAAAAUGAGUUUCGACGCAUUUUAUGACUUUUGGGUUUUGACUAUUCGAGAAACAAACUAUCGUGGAUAUUGGAUAGCAGUGACUAACUUCGGACAUUAUUGUUUUCUGUUUUACACCACGACGCACACUGUUUUUAGAGGGGGAAAAAAAAAGGGUAAUGCAAUUAUGAUGUCACAGAAUUUGCCACUGCCACUACUACUUCUCUUUUGUUUCUUUUGCUCACCCAUACUUAUCCAAGGAUCAAAUCAAGAUGAAAGAAAGCCGUACAUUGUAUACAUGGGAGAAUUACCAGAGACAAGAAGUUAUGCCGUGGAAGACCACCACCAUAAUCUACUGACUGCAGCGAUUGGAAACAAGAAAUUAGCGAGAGUGUCGAAAAUACAUAGCUAUGGAAAGAGCUUCAACGGAUUCGUUGCGCGACUUUUGCCACAUGAAGCAAAGAAACUGCAAGAGGAGGAGAAUGUGGUAUCUGUGUUCCCAAACACACGGCAAAAACUACACACGACAAGGUCUUGGGAUUUCAUAGGAAUGACCAAGAAAGUGAAGAGACGCAGCAACAUAGAGAGCCACAUCAUUGUGGGUGUGCUAGAUACAGGAAUAUGGGUUGAUUGCCCCAGUUUCAACGAUAAAGGGUAUGGACCUCCACCACGACGAUGGAAGGGCAAAUGUGUUACGGGAGCCAACUUCACUGCUUGCAACAACAAGGUGAUCGGAGCAAAAUACUUCAACCUGGACCCAGUCAGCCAAAUGCCCGACAACAUCAGCCCGGCGGACGACCAGGGCCACGGCACUCACACUUCCUCCACGGCUGCGGGCGUAGCCGUGGAGGAUGCAAGCCUCUACGGCAUUGGCAAAGGCACUGCACGUGGUGGCGUCCCGUCUGCCCGCAUUGCCAUGUACAAGGUUUGCUGGACUGUUGGAUGCAGCGACAUGGACAUGCUUGCCGGCUUCGACGAGGCCAUUGCUGAUGGCGUCAAUUUAAUUUCGGUCUCAAUUGGAGGGCCUUCCAGGGAGUUCUUCAAUGACCCUAUUGCAAUUGGUGCAUUCCAUGCUAUGAAGAGAGGGAUUCUCACUUCUUGCUCUGCCGGCAAUGACGGUCCUCACCUUUCCACUGUUGAGAAUGUUGCUCCUUGGAUACUGACGGUGGCUGCUUCCACCGUUGAUAGACAGUUCACGACGGUGGUAUCCUUGGGGAAUGGCAAGAACACCACAGGACUAUCUAUCAAUACCUUUUGCCCCGAGCAAAAGAUGUACCCGUUGACUAAUGGAGUGCUUGCUGCUAACGGAACUGGAGAUGGCUAUGGCAAUCCAAUUUCUUGUGAUUAUGGGACAUUACAGAAGGACAAGGUGCAGGGAAAGAUAGUGUACUGCCUAGGGGGAAUGGGUAAUCAAGACUUGAUCAUCAAAGAAUUGGGUGGAGCAGGGACUAUCAUAGGCCUUGAUAACAGAAUAGAUGACUCCUACAACGUAGUUAUUCCAGCUACGUUUGUUGAAGCCAAUACUGAUGGCAGAGACAUUGAUCUCUACAUCAAUUCCACAAAGGAUGCUACAGCAGUGAUACACAAGACAACGAGUACAAAGAUCCCUGCUCCAUUUGUUGCUUCUUUCUCAUCAAGAGGCCCUCAAUUUAUCAACCCAAACAUCCUCAAGCCUGACUUGGCUGCUCCAGGACAAGACAUUCUGGCUGCAUUUUCCAAAUUGGCAACAAUAACAGGGUACCCUCAAGACUCACGUUAUGAAGUUUAUAAUAUAUUAUCAGGGACAUCAAUGGCUUCCCCACAUGCCAUUGGAGCUGCUGCCUAUGUCAAAUCUUUCCACCCUGAUUGGAGCCCUGCUGCAAUUAAAUCAGCCCUCAUGACCACUGCUACCCCCUUGAAAACAAGCGAUAAUUUCUCGGAGCUGGCAGCUGGGGCAGGACAGAUAAACCCAGCUGGAGCAGUUCAUCCUGGCUUAGUUUAUGACAUUAGAAUUGACUCCUAUGUCGCCUUCCUAUGCAAGCAAGGCUACAACGCCACCAACAUUGGCAUGCUUAUAGGAACCAAGAAUUUUGACUGCGCAAGCGCCAAGCUCGCGCAAGGCACCGAUGGACUCAACUACCCCACCGUGCAUCUCCAGCUUAUGUCUGCUAAUGAAAAGAUUUCCGCAGUCUUUCAUCGGAGAGUGACUAAUGUAGGAUAUGGGACCGCAACAUAUAAAGCUAAAGUUACAGCACCUGAGGGUGUUUCAGUUCAGGUGAUCCCAGAUACGUUGGUGUUUAGUGGAUUGCAUCAAGAGCUGUCGUUUAAAGUUGUCUUAAAGGGGCCACCAAUGGCGAACGAGACACGGGUGUCGACUGGAUCAAUUGAAUGGCAAGAUUCUAAACACAACGUCAGAAGUCUCAUACUCGUAUACAAACCAAUGUUGUAAAGCGGCAGAAGGCACAUUUCAAAACAUAGGAUUUCAUAACUUAUGUAUUUAGUCCCGAACAGUUCUGAUAUUUUGCUUUCAUUGUAAACAUUUAGGUUAGUUAUAUGGUUUAGCCUAAUGAAUUUUAGUGCACGAAUGAUCAAAUCUUUCUGCUUGCGAAUUGUGAACGACAUGAACCCAUGCAUCACUCCAUUUUUUCUCCCUAUCGGUCUGUUAACAGAUGAUAACCAUUCUAAUUAAGUUGUUUGCAGCAAGAACGUUUGUUGAGCCAUAUCACCGGGUGCGGGUGAAACGGGACACUUGAACAUUGCUAAAUUGCUGGCGGAAAUGCGCUCCUAAAAUGGACCAACCGUUAUGUUAAAUAACUUUUAAAAGUAAUAUGACUCAGACUUGGUGAUUGUACAAGGCAUGCAAUAAAUAGGAUUAACUGCUCAAAGCCUUAAACAUAGUAAAGUUCGAGAAUCCGGAUGAUAAUAUCUAAUCGACUACCAAUAAAACAACUCAGCUGGUUUCGCUACUUCACAAAACCAACGAUCCCACUUUUUCUCUUCCCUUGGGAG